AUGGCUAAAGGAAACUUAAAUCGAAGAAAGAAGGCUAAAGAGUUAAAAAAAGCUAAAGAACAACGUCAAAAGGAGAAACUUGAGAGAUUGGCACAUGUUGAUCCAAGGAGAAUAAGGAGAAGGAUCCAUGAUUUGGAGUCCAAGAGGGAAAGAAACAAUGGGAGAUUAGUCGUGAGUGAACAACGACAAUUGGAUUCAUUGAUUAAAGAUCUUGAAUUCAUUACAAAGAAGAACUUGUCACAAUUUGAUAAUGAAGAAACUAAACCACCUCAAGAUCAAGAAAUCCAAGAACCACCAAUAGAACUAGGUAUCAAAACACCAAAAAAUCAUAAAAAUAUAACAUAUCCUUUAAAAACCCCAUACAAGUAUGAAAUUGAUCCUGAAGUUUCCAAUAUUCCAAUACCCAAAUCACCACCACCAAGAUUUUUCAAAAUUCAACAAUCUCAAACGGUGUAUGAAUCUGCACCUGAAGUUCAAAAACCUUUAAAUAUUACUUCAACAACUACAAAAUUCAUACCAUCUACAGUGAGAAAUAAACAAAAACUGACACAAAAUAAAGAACAAGAUUAUGAACAAGAACAAUAUGCUUCUGAAGAAGAAGAAGCAUUAGGUAUUAAACGUAAAGCUGAUUCAAUAGAUGAAUAA
Messenger RNA from Hansenula ciferrii, 645 nucleotides. RefSeq lists its product as uncharacterized. Gene Ontology annotation, biological process: RNA processing. Lineage: Eukaryota; Fungi; Ascomycota; Saccharomycetes; Phaffomycetales; Wickerhamomycetaceae. Bases 1 to 645 code for a protein of 214 amino acids. The transcript has 3 exons. The record is from RefSeq and is a predicted model, not a curated record.